Onychomys torridus (southern grasshopper mouse) is the source of this 1543-nucleotide messenger RNA. RefSeq names its product lon protease homolog, mitochondrial-like. The transcript has 10 exons. The annotation marks the transcript as partial. The record is from RefSeq and is a predicted model, not a curated record. Lineage: Eukaryota; Metazoa; Chordata; Mammalia; Rodentia; Cricetidae. Gene Ontology annotation, cellular component: mitochondrial matrix. Gene Ontology annotation, biological process: mitochondrion organization; chaperone-mediated protein complex assembly; protein catabolic process. Gene Ontology annotation, molecular function: serine-type endopeptidase activity; ATP binding; single-stranded DNA binding.
CGCGGUGCGCCGCCAGUAUGGCUGUUCCAUGGCGGCGAGCACAGGUUACGUGCGGCUGUGGGCCGCUGCGCGGUGUUGGGCGCUGCGGCGGCCGCUGCUGGCCGUCACUGGGGGCCGCAUCCCGAGCGUGUCCGGGUCGUGGCUGCGCCGAGGCCGGCGGGCCUGCGACACCUCGGCUCCCUGGGCGCUUGGCGGCCGCGUCCCCGCGGGCGUGGGUCAGUGGCGGGGGCUGUGGGACACAGGCAGCCGCGGCGGCGGUGGCCACGAGACACCCGAGGGCGGCGCGGAGGACGGGGCAGCGGCGAGCGGCGGGGACAGCCCGGUCGUCACGGCCCUCGCGCCCAUGACCGUCCCGGAUGUGUUUCCGCACUUGCCGCUCAUCGCCAUCACCCGCAACCCGGUGUUCCCGCGCUUUAUCAAGAUCGUGGAGGUGAAAAAUAAGAAGUUGGUUGAGCUCCUGAGGAGGAAAGUCCGCCUGGCACAGCCCUAUGUUGGUGUCUUCCUGAAGAGAGACGACAACAAUGAGUCGGAUGUGGUGGAGAGCCUAGAUGAAAUCUACCACACAGGAACGUUUGCUCAGAUCCAUGAGAUGCAGGACCUUGGAGACAAACUGCGCAUGAUUGUCACAGGCCACAGAAGGAUUCACAUCAGCCGGCAGCUGGAGGUGGAUCCCGAGGGGCCAGAGCCAGAACUCGAGAACAAGCAAAAGUCCAGGAGGAAGUUGAAGCGAGGCAAGAAGGAGGCAGAGGAUGAGCUGGGUGCCAAGCCCCAGAUGGAGGUGGUGCCUGAGGUCUCAAGCGACACCUCCAAAGAGGUGCUCAUGGUGGAGGUUGAGAAUGUGGCCCAUGAAGACUUCCAGGUCACAGAGGAAGUGAAGGCCCUGACUGCAGAGAUUGUGAAGACCAUUCGGGAUAUCAUUGCCCUGAACCCUCUGUACAGAGAGUCGGUGUUGCAGAUGAUGCAGGCAGGCCAGCGUGUGGUGGACAACCCCAUCUACCUGAGUGAUAUGGGUGCUGCGCUCACAGGGGCUGAGUCCCAUGAGCUACAGGACGUGCUGGAAGAGACCAACAUCCUUAAGCGGCUCUACAAGGCCCUGUCACUCUUGAAGAAGGAGUUUGAGUUGAGCAAGCUUCAGCAACGCCUGGGCCGAGAGGUGGAGGAGAAGAUCAAGCAGACGCACAGGAAGUACCUGCUGCAGGAGCAGCUGAAGAUCAUCAAGAAGGAGCUGGGGCUGGAGAAGGAUGACAAAGAUGCCAUCGAGGAGAAGUUCCGGGAACGCCUCCGGGAGCUCGUGGUCCCCAAGCACGUGAUGGAUGUGGUGGACGAGGAGCUGAGCAAGCUGGCCCUGCUGGACAACCACUCCUCUGAGUUCAAUGUCACCCGCAACUACCUGGACUGGCUGACCUCCAUCCCGUGGGGCCGGCAGAGUGAUGAAAACCUUGACCUGGCCAGGGCCCAGGCUGUGCUGGAGGAAGACCACUAUGGCAUGGAGGAUGUGAAGAAGCGGGUCCUGGAGUUCAUAGCUGUGAGCCAGCUCCGUGGC